Messenger RNA from Leishmania mexicana MHOM/GT/2001/U1103, 1032 nucleotides. RefSeq lists its product as hypothetical. The coding region runs from base 1 to 1032 and encodes 343 amino acids. Lineage: Eukaryota; Euglenozoa; Kinetoplastea; Trypanosomatida; Trypanosomatidae. The transcript has a single exon. The record is from RefSeq and is a predicted model, not a curated record.
AUGGUGAAGCAGUCUGCUGCACAAGUCCCUCUGCGCGUCCCUUCCAUGCGAGGGCGCGACGAAUCGCAUUCUAUCGAUGCUGACGGAAAGCGUAAGUGUUGCCCCACCUUGAAGGUGGUCGGUGCCGCUGCAAGAAUACCUUCGGCUGCGCUAGCGGACGCACCGGUGCGCCGCAAUCGUGUCCCUGCUGUACUGUCGACACCCAAGCGAGUAGGAGGGUGGAAUGCUGCCUGGCAGCCCCGACACGGCUCUUCUGGCACCACUCCAGAUGAAGAUAGUCGCGAAGCUCGCGAGCAUCUCCGGCACUCUCCCUCUGGUAAAGGACGAGGUAAUAGCAUUGGGCACUGCAGCCAUAGCGCCGGCCCUUCGCAUCACGCUCAGCGCCAAGCGAGCGACAUGGUCACUGUAGGUCUUUCGCGCAUGUACUCAUCCCCACAGGCGGUGACGUCUGCCCCCGAAAAUGGGCUAACCGACGACGAUCUUCUUCUUCUGUGCGGCAUUAAACCUGGGUCCUCCAAGGCUCUCUGGUACACCACGCUGCGCGCGCAGCUGGAGGCUCGCGCGCUCGCCACGUCAACGGAAUAUAGCGACCGGGGCGACAGGGCGACUUCAACUAGACCGAAAACAGGGGUGGACCCGUCGUCAUCGUCGUCACACUUGCCAAUGCACGGAGCUGACGCUAGCUCUGGACCUCUCGUGCUGCCUACGGAGCUCUUGCUUCUCACCGAGCCAUCUGGCCCGAAUGCAGACACCAUGGCCGCGUCACGGUCUGCUGCACAACAAAUAGAGAAGAUACCACGUACUCACUCGGGCGAGGAGGAGGCCGAAAGAGUAGACGAGGGCGACGGUGCUAGCAGCAUUUAUACCCGCUCCCCUUCCCUGUGCUCUGAAAGAGUGGCGAACGCAAUCGCGGUGCAGGGCACGCCUAGCGUGGUUCCGCUGGUCCCCCUCCAGAAGCUGCGACUCUCACCAAAUCAACUAACGCAGAUGCGUGUCUCGGUUCUCUCUCUUCAGACCCUCGCCGGCUUGUGA